Messenger RNA from Didymosphaeria variabile, 333 nucleotides. RefSeq names its product protein yippee-like moh1 (gene MOH1). The coding region runs from base 1 to 333 and encodes 110 amino acids. The record is from RefSeq and is a predicted model, not a curated record. NCBI's taxonomy places the organism in Eukaryota, Fungi, Ascomycota, Dothideomycetes, Pleosporales, Didymosphaeriaceae. Gene Ontology annotation, cellular component: ubiquitin ligase complex. The transcript has 2 exons.
AUGGGUCUGACGUACAACAUCUACCUCAGUGGAGGCCGCAUCUAUGGGUGUAGGACCUGCAAAACGCACCUCUCCAACCACGACGAUAUCCUCAGUAGGAACUUCCGCGGCCAGCAUGGCAAGGCAUACCUCUUCGAUCAAGUGGUCAACAUCACCGAAUCGGACCCAAACGAGCGCAACAUGACGACCGGGCGCCACGUCGUACGCGAUAUACACUGUCGACAAUGCAAAGAGACUGUGGGCUGGAAGUAUGAUAAGGCGUACGAAUCCAGCGAGAAGUACAAGGAGGGCAAGUUCAUUCUCGAGGCGGAGCUUUUGUGUACGGUAUCUUGA